CAAGGUUUUGGAAGUUUUAAAAUAUGAAGACCUCAUCGACACGAUUGAAUCUGCAUUCAGAAAGUUUUCUUCACGUCCUGAGUCAGGAGUCUGCCAACCAGCGAGGAGUGUCAUAUUAGUUCCACCCAAAAAUGGUUUAAUCAACGAGAGGGACCUCACAGUUUGAAACAGUGUAAAAUGCUUGAUAACCAACCUUACCUACCUCGAGCACAAUCACAGAUGAACUUGCCACGAUAUUUUGGAGUUAUGCCAGGCUACAGUCAGCAGGAUGAAGCAAUAGCUACCAAGCUGAUCACAUACUUUCCAUUGAAUAAAGAUGUGCGGACCUUCCAUGCUGUUAUCCUGGUGUUUGAUGCCAACACUGGACUACCUAAAACUAUAAUGGACGGAGAGUUAAUCACAACGAUGAGGACGGCAGCAGCAUCGGCGGUGGCUACCAAGUACCUGUCCGCCCCGAACUCCACGACUCUUGCCAUCCUCGGUGCCGGCACCCAGGCCAGAUCCCACUUCCACGCCCUGGCUAGCGUCAGAACCUUCCACAAUGUGAGACUGUGGAACUGGAGGAGGGAACGUGCUGACAUUCUUGCAGCUGAGAUCGGGGCCACAGUUUGUACAACUGUAGAAGAGGCCGUCUGUGAUGCUGAUGUCAUCGUCACGGUAACAUCCUCACCGACGCCAGUCCUGAAGAAAGAUUGGGUUAAACCUGGGGCCCACAUCAAUGCAGUGGGUGCCUGCCGAGCGGAUCGCCAGGAGUUAGAGCCAGACCUAAUGCUUCACAGCGUGGUGUACGCUGACAGCUAUGAGGGAGGGUACAAAGAAAGUGGUGACAUUAUCUUGUCGAAGGCAGAGAUAUAUGCAGAACUAGGGGAGGUAAUUCUCCGGAAGAAGGAAGCUCACGUGGACAAAACAACUGUCUUUAAAUCUCUUGGUCUUGGCAUUCAGGAUGUUGUGUCGGCCAAACUGGUGAUGGACAAAAUAGAGGAGCAGACGGCUUGAGCCUGGAGGCAGCUAGGGGAUGCAAUCCACACAGUGGUCUGAGGGGUACACCUGUCUCACCUCCUAUACACUGAUGAGCAUAUACUAAUGCCUUAUCAAUAUCAGACCAAUUUCAGAGAGUAUUUUGACAGGUAGUUUUACAGAUCAAAUGACAUCUUCCUGAGGCAAGGGUUUUAACUGACUAUAAAAGUCCAGUUUCCACCCUUAUUUGGAAUUUCUGGCUUUCAUUUUGGCUGAACUAAAAAGUCUAAGCAUAGUAUUCAAAAUUGCAUAAUGAAAUCAAUAUCUGGUUUGUAAACAACAUGGCAACUGCUGUGCAGUUAUCAGUCGAUUGCAGAAUUUGCAAAGCAUGUUUGUCGUUAAAUGGGCGUCGACAGAUAUUUUGCAGAAUCUAUUCAUAUUUUUAAUCCAGGUGCUCAAGAUCUGAUGCACUUUGCCAGGUAAGACCACUUUUAAUGCAAUCUUGAUUAUUCAAGUGACAUGACAGGUGGAAACUGAUUGGUUGAUAGGAGGGACAUAAAAGUGCCAUAACUUAAAAUAGCCAUUGGUGGCACUAUGACGGAGCCACGAAAUUCUGGCCUUGUUUGGCAAGCAAAUUGUUUGCAUAAAUUCAACUAAAUCAAGAUGCAAUUUGUGAUUUUUCAAUAUUUGUGAUGUUUGAAUGCAGGCAGGUAACUCUGAAGAUGGGCAGGCAACACUUAUGGGUCACCUACCCUACUGUCUUGUUGUGGUUUACAAUUAUUUCAAACACUGGGCUAUUUAUUGUUUUUGAACAAUACAUGUACUGGUAAUUACAUUUAUAUAUUUAUUUUAUGUUGUAAAAACAUUUUUUGUCAAGUAUUGACGAAUU
Haliotis rufescens (red abalone) is the source of this 1846-nucleotide messenger RNA. RefSeq names its product ketimine reductase mu-crystallin-like. The record is from RefSeq and is a predicted model, not a curated record. Gene Ontology annotation, molecular function: hormone binding. The transcript is spliced from 9 exons. Gene Ontology annotation, cellular component: cytoplasm. Bases 178 to 996 code for a protein of 272 amino acids. NCBI's taxonomy places the organism in Eukaryota, Metazoa, Mollusca, Gastropoda, Lepetellida, Haliotidae.